AUGAAAUUUUUUACUCCAUUUAUUUUCAUUACUUUACUCAUUGGUGCUGGAAAUGCUUUACCAUCAUUUGGUAAUGUUCAAUCUGCUGCUGUUACUGGAAAAUUAACAUGUAAUGGAAAACCUGCUGUUGGAGUUAAAGUUAAAUUGUAUGAUGAUGAUAGAGGUAUUGAUCUUGAUGAUUUAAUGGAUGAAGGAGUCACAAAUUCUGAUGGAGUUUUUCAUCUUUCUGGAAAAGAAACAGAAUUAAGUACAAUUGAUCCAAAACUUAAUGUAUAUCAUGAUUGUAAUGAUGAGACAGUUCCAUGUUUGAAGAAAUUUUCAAUUAUGAUUCCUGAUACUUAUGUUACUGAAGGUCCAGAACCAUCCAAAACAUUUGAUGCCGGAACAUUGAAUUUAGAUGGAAAAUUUUCUGGUGAAUCAAGAGAUUGUCUUAAUCGUUGA
This is a messenger RNA of Strongyloides ratti, 441 nucleotides long. Its product is annotated as Transthyretin-like family-containing protein. The transcript has a single exon. Bases 1 to 441 code for a protein of 146 amino acids. Lineage: Eukaryota; Metazoa; Nematoda; Chromadorea; Rhabditida; Strongyloididae. The record is from RefSeq and is a predicted model, not a curated record. Gene Ontology annotation, cellular component: cell surface.